AUGGCACCUACGAAACCAAAGAAAAGUCCCCAGUCGGGGGACAAGAAAAUGACGUUGAAGCGUGUCAAGGGAGAAAACUUCUACCGAGAUGCCAAGUCUGCAGCACGGGUCAAGAUGCUCAACGGUGGUAAAGCCGUGCGAGACCGAGACGGCAAGAUCAUCAAGGCUGCUGCGUUUCAAAAGGGAGAGGAUGAGACUAAGCCGGGAAGAGUACAGCCUGAUAGGAGAUGGUUUGGAAAUACGAGGGUCAUAUCCCAGAAUGCCCUGGAUCACUUUAGAACGUCUUUGGCGGAGAAAAAGGAUGAUCCAUAUUCGGUCUUAUUGAAGAGGAACAAGCUACCGAUGGCACUCUUGGAUGAUGCGGCCAAGGGAACCAAGCGCCCUCAAAUAGUAGACACCGAACCAUUCGGCGAUACAUUCGGCCCCAAAGCUCAGCGAAAACGGCCCCGCUUAGACGCAUCCAUUGCAUCUUUCCAGGACUUGGCGAUUGCUAGUGCAGACGGACCCGCAGAAGGAACAGCUGAAGCAUCCGAACUCCCUGUUCUGGCCACCAUACCAUACAUCGAAGCAGAUGUUGAAGCGGACGAAGCUACGCAUGGGAUAUACCAAGAGCCUAUAUAUGCCAAAGGGACUUCGCGACGAAUUUACGGAGAGUUGUACAAGGUAUUGGAUAGUAGCGAUGUGGUUAUUCAUGUUUUGGAUGCGAGAGACCCAUUGGGGACUAUGUGCAAAUCCGUUACGGACUACCUGCGAAAAGAAAAGUCACAUAAACAAGUGGUUUUGCUUCUCAAUAAAUGUGAUUUGGUGCCCACCUGGGUGACGGCAAGAUACGUAUCCCUUUUGUCCAAAACAUACCCUACACUCGCCUUUCACGCAAGCCUCACACACUCUUUUGGCAAAGGUCAGUCGGACCUUGCUCCGUCUAAUCGCGGUUAUGCUUAUCUGAAUGUCUUGAACAGGCUCUCUCAUUCAACUCCUUCGCCAAUUCUCAACCUGCACUCGGACAAGAAACAGAUUUCCGUUGGGUUUAUCGGUUAUCCAAAUGUUGGCAAAUCCUCUGUCAUCAACUGCCUGAAAAAGGGACGAGUAUGCAGGGUGGCACCUAUCCCGGGGGAAACCAAAGUGUGGCAAUACAUCACACUCAUGCGCCGGAUUUACCUCAUCGACUGUCCCGGUAUCGUCCCAGUCUCUGCCAAAGAUUCGCAAACAGACACAGUACUCAAGGGCGUUGUCCGCGUCGAGAAUCUGCCCACUCCCUCGGAACAUAUCCCAGCUCUUUUAGAUCGUGUACGCACCGUUUAUCUGGAGCGAACGUAUGAUGUCCAUCUUCGUGAUACCGCCACCGAGGAAGAAAAAGUCGAAGGGAAGAAACACGAGCCCAAAUGGGACGCCGACGAAUUUCUCGAUGCGCUCGCUCGGAAAUCGGGAAAGCUAUUAAAGGGUGGAGAACCGGAUCGGGAGACGAUUGCGAAGAUGGUGUUGAACGAUUGGAUCCGGGGCAAGAUUCCGUUCUUUGUUCGACCCCCCGAUGCGGAUGCCCCGAGGGAAGAGGGGAAGGAGGAAAAGAGCAGGCUGAAGGUUGGAGGGAUCUUGGUUAGGAAUGCCUUUGAGGGAGAGGAUGCGGAUGUUAAGAGGGCAGGAGGCGACCAUCCUCAGGAGGAAGAUGAGGAGGAUGCGGAUGGAGAGGGCUCUGUUGAUGCCGAGGGCGAAGAAGAGGAAGACGAAGAAGAAAGUGAAGAGGAGGAAGAGAGUGAAGAGAGUGAAGAGGAAGAUGAAGCGGAGUUAGCUUGGGAAGACGUUUUCCCGACUGAAGCGCCUGCUCAUGCAGCUGAGUCUGAGUCUGAGUCUGAAGCUAGUGAACUAGAGAAAGCUCCAGCACCGCAGAAGAAUAAGGGCAAGGGCAAAGCUCCCGCUCCAGCGCACGAAGAAAAAGAUUCGGAUAAUCCAGUCCGCAAGAAAGACCCAAGAAUGACUACAAAUAAGAAAAAAGCGACGAAUUUCUUUACUACUGCAAACGUCAAGAACCGAAACCGGGAUCGCAAGACUCCCAAGGCACCAGGUUCAAAGGCUGCGCGACACCAAGCACACGAAAACCCGACGAUCGUGUGGUCGAUUGCGAUUGGCGCAGCGGGACCUUUGGCUGUUGUUGUUGUCCCGCCUGUACGGAGGAGAUUCGGAUGGGUACCUGAUGAGAGAAUUCCUACCAGCUAUCCUUUACCCAAUCGGGCGAGGUCGACUGUUACAGGGUACGAUGAUCCCCAGUAG
This is a messenger RNA of Rhizoctonia solani, 2265 nucleotides long. RefSeq names its product guanine nucleotide binding protein-like 2 (nucleolar). The record is from RefSeq and is a predicted model, not a curated record. Bases 1 to 2265 code for a protein of 754 amino acids. Gene Ontology annotation, cellular component: nucleolus. The transcript has 10 exons. Lineage: Eukaryota; Fungi; Basidiomycota; Agaricomycetes; Cantharellales; Ceratobasidiaceae. Gene Ontology annotation, molecular function: GTP binding.